ACUAAACCUAACCUAUUCGGUCGACACUGUAAAGUAAACAAACAAAAGUAAAACUAUUUCUAAAACACUAAAAUCCAGAUAAUCUAUAAGAAAUUAAACUUAAUUGUGUUCUAUAUCCUAUAAAUAAGCAAUUGAAGUUCUUUUCGUGGAUAAAGAUUUAAAAAUGUUACUAAGAAACACAAGGCACCUUCUACAAUGUUUUAAACAAUCAGCUAGUGGUAAAGCUGCAUCAAGAACUACACAGACGUGCCGGCGAACAUCCUUUUACUUGUUAAAUAGCAAUAUUAUAACGUCUCUAAGUUACAGAAGUAUUUACAACAGUUGUUGCAAUAAUCAGAAACCUAGUAAUGAAGCUGCUACCCUACAACAAGCUACAGAUGAAAAUAAGAAUUCCUUCUCUUGUAGAACACAUACUUGUGGUGAAUUGAGGACCUUGCAUGUGGGGCAGAAAGUCACACUGUGUGGUUGGGUCCAAUAUUUAAGACUAUCCAAAUUUUUGCUAUUAAGAGAUGGCUAUGGCCUGGUCCAGUGUGUUACUAAUGAUAAUAGUAUAGAUUUCUCUGAUAUUACAUUAGAGGCUGUGAUAAAAGUUCAAGGAACUGUGACAUCAAGGCCCAAAGCCAUGGUAAACAGUGACAUGGCUACUGGUGAAGUAGAAGUGACUAUAUCCCAUAUGGAACUUCUGAAUACAGUGGAUAAAUUGCCAUUUAAUUUAAGGGACUAUCAGAAACCAAAGGAACAGUUGAGACUGCAACACAGGUAUAUUGACUUAAGGUUUCCAGAAAUGCAACAAAAUUUGAGAUCUCGGUCAGCUAUGCUUCAUCACAUGAGAAGAUUCUUAGUUGAACAGAAUGGUUUUGUAGAGGUGGAGACUCCUACUUUGUUCUGUCGCACUCCGGGAGGGGCCAGGGAGUUUGUGGUCCCGACUCAUCACUCAGGACUAUUUUAUUCCUUGGUACAAAGUCCACAGCAGUUCAAGCAAAUGUUGAUGUGUGGUGCGAUUGAUAGAUAUUUUCAAAUUGCAAGGUGCUACAGAGAUGAGACAACUAGACCAGACAGACAACCUGAGUUUACUCAGCUGGAUAUUGAAUUGUCCUUUACUGAUAGAGAUGGAGUGCUCAGUUUAAUGGAAUCUUUGCUCUAUGAAACAUACAUAAAGACACUACCAAAACCUCCAUUCCAGAGAAUGACUUACAAAACUGCUUUGGAAAGUUAUGGCAGUGAUAAACCUAAUUUAACAUAUGGUUUAAAAUUUCAGAAUGUCACAAAACUUUUUCCUGAUAAAGAUAGUCACUUUGGUGCAUAUUGCAUACACUACCCUAAAGACCUUGGAAAACUAUCAGCCAAAUCAAAGGAAGUGAUUAGAGAAUUAACAAAGAAAUAUAGAACAAAGGUGGUUUUAAAUGAAAAUCUGUCAAAAGAACUUGGUACCAAUGUGAGUUCUUAUUUGAAUGAAAAAGGUGAUGGUUGUUCUGCUGCUAUAGUAUCUUUAGGGGAUAAUGAUGAUGCCUGUUUAUGUUUGGGUGAAGUAAGAGAGAUGAUUUGCAACCUACUAAAGACUAAAAACCUUAUAACUGUCAAUGAUGAUGUCACUCCCUUAUGGGUAGUAGAUUUCCCACUAUUCUUGAAAGGAGCCAAUGGCAUCUUGGAAACAUGCCAUCACCCAUUCACAGCACCACAUCCUGAGGACUUGCACCUGUUAGACUCUGAGCCACUGAAAGUGAGAUCUUUGGCUUAUGAUAUUGUCAUGAAUGGCAAUGAAGUUGGGGGUGGGUCUGUCAGAAUCCACAAUGGAGACCUUCAAGAGCGUGUCUUGAAGCUACUGAAUAUUGAUCCUGGGUCAUUGGCCCAUUUUCUGAGUGCUCUGAGGAGUGGUUGCCCUCCGCAUGCUGGCAUAGCUUUGGGCAUCGACCGGCUGGUUGCCUUAGCAUGUAAUGCUGAGUCAAUAAGGGACGUUAUCGCGUUUCCGAAGUCUCACGAAGGAAAGGACCCCUUAUCAGGUGCCCCUAAUGUGAUCAGUGAUGAAGAUAAAAAGUAUUAUAAUAUUUGUGUUAAGUAAGUAAAUAAUAUAUUUUAUGUAAAAUA
Messenger RNA from Plutella xylostella (diamondback moth), 2085 nucleotides. It is a transcript of the gene AspRS-m, whose product is annotated as aspartyl-tRNA synthetase, mitochondrial. Lineage: Eukaryota; Metazoa; Arthropoda; Insecta; Lepidoptera; Plutellidae. The record is from RefSeq and is a predicted model, not a curated record. Gene Ontology annotation, molecular function: aspartate-tRNA ligase activity; ATP binding; nucleic acid binding. Gene Ontology annotation, cellular component: cytoplasm; mitochondrion. Gene Ontology annotation, biological process: aspartyl-tRNA aminoacylation.